This is a messenger RNA of Haemonchus placei, 1017 nucleotides long. Lineage: Eukaryota; Metazoa; Nematoda; Chromadorea; Rhabditida; Trichostrongylidae. The record is from the annotation of a GenBank genome assembly.
CAGCCUCGUCCGCCACCGCCUCCCAACAACGGUCCUCCGCCACCGCCUCCCAACAACGGUCCUCCGCCACCACCUCCCAACAGCGGACCUCGCCCUCCACCUCCUCCUCCUCCUUUUUCCUAUCCACCACCUCGUCCCACUACAACUCAAGGUCCCUACAGACCUCCUACGACUCCCUGCACUCUUUAUCCAUAUCCUGGGAAUCCUUCUUCUCCUUGCUACGUGGCUACAAACAGGGAUAUGCAACUUGCUAGAAUCUUCGGAUUGAGAGAUUUGAACAAGGUGUUGGUUGCCAAUGAACAUCGUGUCCUUUUCGAGCCCCUCCUUUCAUCUUUCACCCCACCAAAUUGUUUUCAGACGGCGAUUGCAAACACCGCUUCAGUUACUUCGAAUCUGGCCAGAGUUGGUAGAGACUAUUCCAGCAAUAAUCUAUUACGGCAAAUUUCCAAUGCUCUACAAUCAAUCCAGUAUCUGUACUACGACUACGUGACACUCAUAAUGCUCUCACCAGCCAUAGCCCAAAUGGAAGCAGCGAGCACAUCGGCAUCGUACUACUGUAGACAGCAGCCUGUUUCGCCUGGUGCGCUGUCUAAUCUGGGGCAGAAUGCUCAAUCUUCUACCGAAAAUCCACCAUCGCCUCUCAUAGACGACAUUCGCGCUGCUUCUCCUCCGCCCACUACAACUCAAGGUCCUUUCAGGCCUCCUACGACUCCCUGCAGUCUUCAACAAACUUCUUCGGACUCUUCUUCUCCCUGCUAUAUAGCUACAAACAGGGAUAUGCAAACGACGAUUGCAAACACUGUCUCAAUCACUUCGACUCUGGCCAGAGUUGGUAGAGACUACUCAAGUGUCAACUUAUUACGGCAGAUUUCUAGUGCUCUGCAAUCAAUCCAGUAUCAGUACUACGAUUACGUGACGCUUAUAAUGCUCUCACCAGCCAUAGCCCAAAUGAAAGCAGCGGUAUCUAUUGGUUUGCUAAGAAGAAAGAUCUGUAGAAAAGAUUUAGUGCUAAACUAG